GGGAGGGGGGGAGGGGGGAUACAGAGGGAGGAAGAAGCGGCGGCGGCGGCUCCUCUUUGCUGAGGGGGAAAACUCCGAGGGAUAAGAGCAGGUAUAAUGCGGUAGGCAAGGCGGGCUGCUCGCUCCCAGCUCGGCAGCAGCCCGAGCAGCGGCAGCAGCAGCGGCAGCACCCUCAGGCGCUGACAGCCUCGCCGGCCGGCUCCCUCGCUGACCGCCGACUGUCAAUGGAGCUGGAAAACAUCGUGGCCAACACGGUCUUGCUGAAAGCCAGGGAAGGGGGCGGAGGAAAGCGCAAAGGGAAAAGCAAGAAGUGGAAGGAAAUCCUGAAGUUCCCUCACAUUAGCCAGUGCGAAGACCUCCGAAGGACCAUAGACAGAGAUUACUGCAGUUUAUGUGACAAGCAGCCAAUUGGGAGGCUGCUUUUCCGGCAGUUCUGUGAAACCAGACCUGGGCUGGAAUCUUACAUUCAGUUCCUUGACGCAGUGGCAGAAUAUGAAGUUACUCCAGAUGAAAAGCUGGGGAAAAAAGGGAAGGAAAUUAUGACCAAGUACCUCACCCCAAAGUCCCCGGUUUUCAUCGCCCAAGUUGGUCAGGACCUGGUCUCCCAGACGGAGGAGAAGCUCCUUCAGAAGCCCUGCAAAGAACUCUUCGCUGCCUGUGUGCAGUACGGCCUCGGCUCACAUUCCACAUUCGUUGAGCCUCCUGCCCUUCCCUCCCAGCAAGCAAGGACUGCUCACCUCCCAGUGCAAGGCCUAGGGGCGGUGGCCUGCGAUUUGAACCCCCAGCCCCAAAGCAAGUCCUUGAGGGUCCUGUCUGCAGCGAUGAUUGCAGGGGUUCCCCAGGGCCUGGUUUGGAAGACAUGGAAUUGUGCCUCACACUGGCUGCUCUCAAUACUGUUUAUUUCUUCUGGAUUCUACUAUGAGACCCAUGUUGGAUUUUUGCUUUUUUGCAGGCAACCGAUAACCAAAAACACUUUCAGACAAUACCGAGUACUAGGAAAAGGGGGUUUUGGGGAGGUCUGUGCCUGCCAGGUUCGGGCCACGGGUAAAAUGUACGCCUGCAAGCGCUUGGAGAAGAAGAGGAUCAAAAAGAGGAAAGGGGAGUCCAUGGCUCUGAACGAGAAGCAGAUCCUGGAGAAGGUCAACAGUCAGUUUGUGGUCAACCUGGCCUACGCCUAUGAGACCAAGGACGCUCUGUGCUUGGUCCUGACCAUCAUGAACGGGGGGGACCUUAAGUUCCAUAUCUACAACAUGGGGAACCCCGGCUUUGAAGAGGAGCGUGCCCUGUUCUACGCAGCUGAGAUCCUGUGCGGCUUGGAAGAUCUCCACCGCGAGAACACCGUCUACAGAGAUUUGAAACCGGAAAAUAUCCUGUUAGACGAUUACGGCCACAUUAGGAUCUCGGACCUGGGCCUGGCCGUGAAGAUCCCUGAAGGAGACCUGAUCCGUGGCCGGGUGGGCACUGUCGGCUACAUGGCUCCGGAGGUCCUGAACAACCAGAGGUACGGCCUGAGCCCUGACUACUGGGGUCUGGGCUGCCUCAUCUACGAGAUGAUUGAGGGCCAGUCGCCCUUCCGUGGCCGCAAGGAGAAGGUGAAGAGGGAGGAGGUGGACCGCCGGGUCCUGGAGACCGAGGAGGUGUACUCGCACAAGUUCUCCGAGGAGGCCAAGUCCAUCUGCAAAAUGCUGCUUACCAAAGAUGCAAAACAGAGGCUGGGCUGCCAGGAGGAAGGGGCCGCGGAGGUCAAGAGACACCCCUUCUUCAGGAACAUGAAUUUCAAGCGCUUAGAAGCUGGGAUGUUGGACCCUCCCUUUAUUCCAGAUCCCCGGGCCGUGUACUGCAAGGACGUGCUGGACAUCGAGCAGUUCUCCACCGUGAAGGGCGUCAACCUGGACCACACGGACGAUGACUUCUACUCCAAGUUCUCCACGGGCUCCGUGCCCAUCCCGUGGCAAAGCGAGAUGAUAGAAACAGAGUGCUUUAAGGAGCUGAACGUGUUUGGACCCAAUGGUACCCUCUCACCAGACCUGAACAGAAGCCGCCCUCCGGAACCGCCGAAGAAAGGGCUGCUCCAGAGGCUCUUCAAGCGUCAGCAUCAGAACAAUUCCAAGAGUUCGCCCAAUUCCAAGACCAGUUUUAACCACCACAUAAAUUCAAACCAUGUCAGCUCAAACUCCACUGGAAGCAGCUAGUUGCUGCUCCGGCCUUGAAGUCCAUGGUGGGACCAGCCUAGACCCUUCUUCUCCUUGGAAGUGGACUUGUGCCCAGUGGAGCUUCCGCACUGGCAGGACGGACAGGGGAGCCCUCCCGGAGCCGGGGAAGGAGGCCAUCCACCUCCUCGAUGUGGAGCCUCCAGGUUCCUCAAAGAGAUUUCCACUCAGGUCUGUGUUCGAAGGCGGCCCUCAGGCCGAGGUGGAUCAGAUGUGUCUCGGUCGAACAUUGCAAUAGAAAUCCAAUUGGAUACGACAACUUGCACGUAUUUUAAUAGCGUCAUAACUAGAACUGAAUUUUGUCUUCGUUAUUUUUAAAGAAAAGUUUUGUAAAUUUCUCUGUUGUCUCAGUUUACAUUUUGUAUAUUUGUAUUUAAAUGAAAGUCAGACUUUGAGGGUGUAUAUUUUCUGUAUAGCCACUGUUAAGCCAUGUGUUUUAAGACAUUUGAGGGGUGGGAGUGGGGAUUUACCAAAAAAAAAAAAAAAGAAAGAAAAAUGUGACUCAAGACUUCCAGCGCCUCAAAUGAGAAAAUGUUUUUAUUAAAUGUAGAAAAGAAUUCACAUUUCACUUCUAAAGGAUUGGUUGUAUCCAUCUCUAUAACCCUUCCCUUGCUUUGGUAUCACCGUUCUGUUGGCUUGUAACGAUCAGAAUUAAAUGCUCAAAGGCACAUUGGGACUUCACCCCCAGCCAGAAUGUCUUCCGUUGGGGUCCACGGAGUUGCCUGGGGCCAGCUCUGCCAAGAUGUGCACUUUUCCAUUUGGGGCGCACGGCACCAUUGCUCCUUUGGCCUCAGCCUCCUCUUCCUUCUGGAAGGCAGCCGGUACGCGGAGCUGAGGGUCUUCAGCACAGUGGUGUCUGGGCCUCCUUCUUUCUGAACAGGUUCUGACUGCUAAAGCCAGUAUGUCUCCAAGAGGUUUGCAUUUGGGGAUUGUUUUAUUCUAUUGUUAAGAGAGGCAUAGCAAUGAUAAGGAGCAGCCAGGGGCCCAGGAGUCCCAGACCCUUCCAGCCCAUGGAAGCACCAGGGAGCGGGGCUCAUGGGGUCAUCCUAAAUGAGAGCGGAGAGGCUCACCCAGGAUCUCUGGGCACGUUCCCUGAGUGUUUACGGGGUCAUGGGGUCUUGAGAGCUUCACAGGGCCCCACAGAUUCACUGGCCCGGGUGGCAUGGAUGGGUGGAGUUGGCCCUUCAAGCAAGUGAGAUGCCCAAGGAGAGGCCAGGCCACCAAAGAAGCUCAAGACAAACUCACUGUCACUUGUGGGAGCAGUGGGGGCAGAGGUGAGUGCUAAUCAGGCAACUCAAAGCUCCAGGCACAAGUUGCCCCAGGAGGACUCAGCGUUGCCAGACCAGGGCCUCGGAGGGCAGUCCCGGGGCCCUCUGAGCAUGGCUGCCCAGCCCCAGGGAGCCGCCGGCCUCUCCCUGCUGCCUCUACAAGGCGACAAGGAGCAAACCCUCCUUUGCCUCCUCUCCAGGGCGGGGUGAGUGGUUGCCUCCCCGAGCUCCCCUGCCUGCUGAGUUCGCCUCAGUCAGACCUGGGUUCUCCAGGUGUGGGUGCUGCACUUCCUGCAGCGGCAUCUCCAACUUAAAUACAAAUUCUGGGCUUCACCCCAAACCUACGGACUGGGAUUCUCUGGGAGUAGGGCCCAGGGAUCUGCAUCUCUCUGGGUCAUUCUGCUGCACCCUGGAGUGUGCGAAUCACUACUUCAGGCCGUUGGUGGGACUUCGGAUGCGACCCUCCCAUGCUUAUUUCUCCAGGUGACUGGGCAGCUAUGGAGCCUGAGCUUCUAGGGAGGAGAGAAGCCAGUAUGUCAGCCUUGUGUCCCAAUUUCCAUGCUCCUUCCCGAGUGUGCCGUUGGGCCCCGGGGCACACUGCGAGAAAGGGGCCUGACCUUUGCAACUGACUGUCUUGAGGUCAUUUUACAAACAAAGGGGAGAAAAGAAACAGUUGGGCCUCGCUUGGAUCCCUUUAAUAUGCAGUGUUAUUUUCUUGGAGACCAGCUCUUGUCUCUGGGGCUGCUUCCCCCACCCUUCUUGGGCUGAAUACAAGAUGAAUACAAACAGCCAUAUUCAAUUUUUGUUGAGGAAGUGGAGAGCUCUUUGGCCAGUAUUUUAAGAUUCCCAACUCUUACUGACCCUCCUUUCUUAAGAAAAAGGACAAUCAUCUUCCUGGGACCGUCCCACCCUCUGGUCCAGAAGUUUCAUUCAUUUUGCCCAACUCACAGCAACCCAACCCUGUCCAGGUGCAUGGUGUGAAGAAGCCAGUCUCUUUGCUCCUCAAAUCCAACACACUGUCCAUUUUCAGCAGAGAAUCCUCAAGGAGCAAGAAAAAAACAUGCAUCUGCUCAGUGUUUCUGCGUCAUGAGACCACAGAUGCUAAGGCACAGAGCUUUGCGUGGCCCUUAGAAUAACGGCGAUCUUCCUUCACAUUCGCCACCUGCCCCAUGAUUGCCCAGAGGACGCGAAGUUGAGUCACUGGCCUUUGCAGUCCUCUUCCUUUUGGCCCAUUGCUUUGUACAGAGGGACAUCUUCAUUUAGCAGUGUCUGAAAGUCAGCCCCCUCCCCAUCAGGUCCCCGGUCACCACAGUUCCUGUCCCUGGACCACCCCUCCCCUCUGACUUCUACUCCAGCCUGUUUUCUAUAGCUGCAUUUUUAAAAAGAUUUUUUAAUUAAAAUAAAAAACACCUUUCCACCAUCCACUUAUCAGGAUGAGGCGUGUUUGGACAGUGAGUGGAUUUAAAUAUUUUUUUUUACUGCAUUUGAGCUCUUCGCAGAAGAGCUUUCUUCCUCCAAGUGUAAUGUUUUUUCUCGCUGGACCUUCGCCGACUUUGUGCUUUUGAGGUGAGAUGCAGGGUCUUGCAGCAUUAUCUCUGCUUCCACUUUUCUGGAGACAAGCCGCUGUCCCCGGCGGGGGCCCCCAUGAUAUCACCCAUAAGAUCACGAAGACCCAACCCCACCUUCAUGGAGGAUGACACCACCUCCCACAUCAAUUCAACCUCUUAUCUUUCUAGGCCAGGAACAUCACUUCAUAAACCAUGAGCUUCUUGUGAGAGCGACUCACUUGCACGGUAGCCAAGUGUUGCUCUGUCUUGAGCAGCCCCUGGAGGGCUUGUUUCCCGAGAUACACUGCUCUUAGCCAAGGGGAGCACUUGGUCUCGGAGGCUGUGCUGCGUGGAAGCAGUGUGGCCUGGUGGAGGCACGCUUCUCGGGCAGCCUGCUGGGGAGAUGGCAGCGAGUUCUGGAGACACAUUAUUUGGACGUGGCCUUGGCAUUGAAGGCACAAGUAAGAUGUGGCCACCUGCCCUUGACCCUCACAAGCCCUGAUGAUGCUGAGGGCCUGCCCUCCGAGAAGCUUGGGGUCUCCAUGCGGCUUGGAGGAGCCCAGCCCACCAUGGAAGUACCCCCUUAUUCUUCCACACCCCUGUCCUUUCCCCAAAGGUCUCCCACCAACUUUCUCACGUGAGCUGCUGGCCCAGACCUCCGUACAGAGAGGGCACUGCAGCCUCCUUGAUCCUGGCAUCCCAGGCCUUGCCAGAGGGAGCAGCGGCCUCAUGGACCACUAGAAGUCCACCAAGAUGAAGAGGAAAUGCCAACUGAGGUGAUGCCCGGCUCUCCUCUUGGGCUGCUGUGUGCUCACACAUCCCGGAGCAACCCCUCUGAUUGUCUCCUCUCAUAGCUCCACUCUCUGAGACAGGAUCUCCUAACUUUUUAGCCUUUGUAUCGAAAGUGAAUCCUUGUGCAUUGCCAAGUGACGGAGUCAUGAACGGCAGAGAGCUCCCUUCUUUCUGAUCACAACAGACAACGAUGGUGACACCUCAUCCACCGAGGCACCUCCUGUACCUGCUUAAUCAACCAACCAGCCCAGCUUCUGAAGAUCCAGUGUGUGCGAGUCAGACCCUGCUCAGGCGCGAGUGCCUCGUCUGAUCUAACUUUAAAGGCUUGUGUUGUGGACAGUGGUUAAAACAUUUGAGAGGCUAGCUUUCCUCCAGAGGGAAAGACAUUUUCCAAAAGAAGAAUCUAGAUGUCUUUUGCCAGUCCAUCAAUAAGUCUUUUUCGUAAUAGAUCAAAAGCGAUUGUUCUCAAUUAGAAGAGCUUAGUGGCUGUUGGUAGUGUUGAAAUAAUGAUCCUUCUAGUAUCCAAAGGUUUCCAUUUUUUUUUUCAGGGAGAUUUUAACAUUGAUGAAUAAACAUAGCUCCACUUUGGAGGGCAUUCCUGAAGAUAACGGCUUUUGUUUCCCUGCUGCUCUGAAUCUUUGUAUAUUUUGUCGAAUAUGUCACAGUGCUGCUGUAUCUAGAUCGAACCACUGUUGUUUUUUUAAAGAGAAAUAAAUUCCUUAAUGAAAA
Messenger RNA from Vicugna pacos (alpaca), 6546 nucleotides. NCBI's taxonomy places the organism in Eukaryota, Metazoa, Chordata, Mammalia, Artiodactyla, Camelidae. The record is from RefSeq and is a predicted model, not a curated record.